GAUAAAUCGUGACGUCAUUUUAUAUUAUGAUGUUCCCGAAGCAAGAAUUGGUGUAUUUGACAAUGCAUAAAAAUCUGUACAAAUUAUUUUGUCGGCCUUCCUAUUCGACUUUUUCGAAUGAAAUCAACCAAGACCCGAUUUCACCUAGAUAUUCUAGGUUUCGAAGGCCGUCUCGUUUCCCGAAUAUGUUAUCGCUCUCCCGCAAGCUUUACAUCGGACCUCCAGUAGUAUUCAGCAGGCGCUUAUCUACAAAAAAUAGCGAAACUGUUGGUUGGGCGGAAUGGGAAGGAGUUCUGAAGAGAUUCGUACCCAUCGGGGUGUGCCUUAUUGCAGUUAUGCAAUGGCGGGCGCUGAGGAGGAGAGUGAAAGAGGGGGCGAUCGCAAAACAGUGGGAGAUAAACUUCUAUUGCUUUCUGCCUCUGAGGACAGUUAGCAGAUGUUGGGGUGCGAUUGCAGAUAAACAAGUGCCAGAGAAGUUAAGACCUCUCGUUUAUAAGACAUACGCUAAUGCCUUUGGCGUAAACAUAUCUGAAGCUGAGACUCAGGAUUUAAAAUCAUAUCCGAGUCUCUCAGACUUCUUCGUCCGGCCCCUCCGAAAGGGUGCCCGGACCAUAGACGAAAAGAGUUGCCUCGUGUCACCAUGUGAUGGAACAGUAUUAACCGUCGGUAUGGUGAAUAACGGGCAAAUUGAACAAGUAAAAGGGGUCACCUAUUACGUGCAGGACUUCCUGGGUGAAAAGGUAGAAAAUGUAAAUAAUAUUAAUCAUAGAUUCUUGCAUCAACCGCAUCAGGGCAAUACGCUGUACCAGUGCGUCAUCUAUUUGGCACCCGGCGAUUAUCACAGAUUUCAUUCGCCCACUGAUUGGAGACCGACGCACCGGAGGCAUUUUUCCGGCGAACUUUUAUCUGUCAACCCACGCAUCGCCAAAUGGCUGCCUGGCUUGUUCGUUCUAAACGAACGGGCUGUCUACCUUGGUCAAUGGGAACACGGAUUCUUUUCAUACACAGCCGUUGGUGCCACCAACGUAGGGUCAAUCAGGGUCGUCUUUGACAAAACCCUUCACACGAAUCAAAAGCGAAAGACUCACAAAUUCAAGGAAGUGUGUCUAGGAAGCUGGGUAAAUCUCAAAAAGGGAGACUUAAUCGGCGAAUUCCGCAUGGGUUCGACCGUCGUAGUUAUAUUCGAAGCCCCGAAGAAAUUCAAAUUCGAUAUUUCUCCCGGGAGUCGAGUGAAGCUGGGCCAGAGCCUUGGUUGCCUUAACGAAGAAAAAAUCUUAGGUAGAUUAGAAAACAAACACACCCUUAGACACGGUCAUUGAACAAUUGUUAAGUAUUAUAAUCCAAUUGUGAUAUAUUUUUAAUAAAUAUUUAUACAG
Messenger RNA from Cylas formicarius (sweet potato weevil), 1376 nucleotides. Its product is annotated as phosphatidylserine decarboxylase proenzyme, mitochondrial. The record is from RefSeq and is a predicted model, not a curated record. Gene Ontology annotation, molecular function: phosphatidylserine decarboxylase activity. Gene Ontology annotation, cellular component: mitochondrion. Gene Ontology annotation, biological process: phosphatidylethanolamine biosynthetic process. The coding region runs from base 27 to 1319 and encodes 430 amino acids. The transcript has 7 exons. NCBI's taxonomy places the organism in Eukaryota, Metazoa, Arthropoda, Insecta, Coleoptera, Brentidae.